AAACUAAUACUGUCUCUUUUUACAACUAUAGGGCUCUGGCCUCAAGAAUGGUACGCGGGAGUGAAAGAGAUAGCCGUCAAGUCUCCCUUCCUCGUCUCUCAGACUUCACUGCGCUCGGAAAUGCGCGAACUUCAGUACACGUCAGCUGUCAGGAACGAUUCUGUGUCACAAAUUGAGUUGCAGGAGUUGAAGACUCAGAUCCUGAACUUGUUGGAACAUCCUGCUGAUGUGACUGUUAUUGUCAACAAGUUGACGUUUGCGCCGUGCAUGUAUUUACUGAGUGUUUAUUGGCUGGAGACUUUAAGGGUUACGAACUCUCCAGAGCCGAGUUUACAGCCGAUCAUAGAGUAUUUGAGUGACACCGCGCUUCAGAAAGACAAGAGUGGGAUGUGGCAAUGUGUUGCCAGCGUCGGCGAUAAAGUAUUCCAAAAGUUCCUUGACGUAAUGUCAGAGAAGGUCAAAGACGAGUCCCGGGAGAGAGAGCUAGAGAGUCACGCCCAGUUCCUACUGGUGAACUUCAACCACAUCCACAAGCAAAUCAGAAGGGUCGCCGACAAGUGGCUGGCCGGCUUGGUGGACAGAUUUCCUCAUCUCUUAUGGAACUGUAGGGUGCUAUGGUCAAUGCUGGACAUCCUUCAAGUGUUGAGCUUCAGUCUGGAACUUGACGCGAACCAAGAAACACCUCUGUUGAAGGUGCCCGGCACUGACUUCACUCUACAGCUGCAAGACACGUUGGAAGGGAGAGAGAGCAUUGUAAAAGACUUCGCGGACCGCUGCCAUGGUAUUGUUCAAGAGGCUAUGAAGUGGGCGCCCCAGUCGACAAGGUCGCACUUGCAAGAAUACCUCAACCAGGUUCCAAACUCUACACUCUGGCACCACUGUGGCCUGGCAUUAGCUACGGGCGCGUUAUUAGGCGCUGCAGGCCUCAAUCGUAUGUCGGCGCCUUUACCCCGCGCUGCGUUGGACAAGCGGCCGCCUUGCGUGACUCAAGACUCGGCUGCUUUGUUGGCUGUAGUAUCACAACGAAGUCGGUAUGCGGGCGAG
This is a messenger RNA of Ostrinia furnacalis (Asian corn borer), 1044 nucleotides long. RefSeq names its product phosphatidylinositol 4-kinase alpha-like. The record is from RefSeq and is a predicted model, not a curated record. Lineage: Eukaryota; Metazoa; Arthropoda; Insecta; Lepidoptera; Crambidae. The transcript is spliced from 6 exons. The annotation marks the transcript as partial.